UUUCCUGUGGUAUUUUUAAGAAGCUCCGCAUCGGUCUGCAGUCGGCGUCAGUUAUUCAGUUUUUGAACUCCCCUUUUUUAUUUGCUUUUCCGUGAAAAGAAGUCCAUAUCCUUGCAAGAUGUCCAUGUUUUGGGGUUUGCAUAUGAAGCCUAGGCGCAAGUACUCCCAGACCAUUGUGAAGUCCUUCCACAUUUCCGGUGUCGCCAUCGAUGAGGGCGAGAGUGCCAAGCUCUACGUUACCAACGAGACGGAGAAGUUCAUUGUGGCCACAGUGUCGAAAGCCAUUCCCCAGGCCCCGCUGGACCUGAACUUCAGCAAGGGCGACCAGAUUACAUUCAAUACGGAGGGCGAUGCUACGGUAUCUCUGUUGGGCUAUUUGCACGACAUCGACUCUGACGAUGAGGACGACGAAGACUAUACCAUUGAGAACUUGCUCAAGGAUACAGCCAAGCAGAAUAAGAAUGGGAAGAAGGCAGGAGCUCAAGCUGAGGACGAGGAGGACGAAGACGAAGACGAUGAAGAUGAAGAUGGUGAGGAGGAGGAGGAAGACGAUGAUGACAGUCGCCUAAUUCAAGAGUACGAGUCGUUCCUAGAAAAUGGAGAUGAAGACGACGAUGAUGAUGACGAUGAGGACGAGGACGAGAGCGCUGAAGAAGAAGACUCCGAUGACGAAGAGGAGGUGGAGCAGCCCAAGGCCAAGGUUGCCAAGCUAUCACCGGAGGCUAAUGCCAAGAAAGGUGCCAAGGAGCAGAAUGGCGUCGCUAAGAAGGAGAAAGAGUCAAAGACUCCGCAGAACCAGAAGACCAAGGCCGAGGCCAAGAAAGAGCAGCCCAAGGCAAAGGAGCAGACUUCCAAGCAACAGCUAGGUGAGCGCACCAUUACCGGUGGCGUGAAAAUUGUCGAUGUCUUUCCCGGCAAGGGAGAAGAGGCCAAGCCGGGAAAACGCGUCUCCGUCUACUACAUCGGCCGCCUGCAGUCGAAUAACAAGACAUUCGACAGCCUGCUUAAGGGCAAGGGCUUCAAGUUCGCUUUGGGCGGUGGCGAGGUGAUCAAGGGCUGGGACGUUGGCGUCGCCGGCAUGAAGGUGGGCGGCAAGCGUCGCAUUACCUGCCCGCCGCACAUGGCCUACGGAGGACGCGGAUCUCCCCCGACCAUCCCACCCAAUUCGACACUAGUCUUUGAGGUGGAGCUGAAGGCAGUGCACUAAUCCAUUUAACCCACAUCAUAUAUGUAGACUCGUAAAGUAGCCAUUAAGUACUUUUCUAUGCAAAACUUGAUAACAUGUUAAAAUAAAAUAAACACACUUUGUUUUUCGCGCUGUUCAUA
Molecule: messenger RNA, 1326 nt
Organism: Drosophila kikkawai
Lineage: Eukaryota; Metazoa; Arthropoda; Insecta; Diptera; Drosophilidae
Gene: Fkbp39
Product: FK506-binding protein 39kD
Cellular component (GO): chromatin; nucleolus
Molecular function (GO): peptidyl-prolyl cis-trans isomerase activity
Source: RefSeq, a predicted model, not a curated record